Sphaerodactylus townsendi is the source of this 860-nucleotide messenger RNA. RefSeq lists its product as uncharacterized. The transcript has 3 exons. The coding region runs from base 1 to 645 and encodes 214 amino acids. Lineage: Eukaryota; Metazoa; Chordata; Lepidosauria; Squamata; Sphaerodactylidae. The record is from RefSeq and is a predicted model, not a curated record.
AUGGAAAACUCAUCAGAGAAAGAAAACGUGUGCGCUGCUACAACUUCAACUGCUUUGGAACACAAAGAAGAGCCUAUUUACGUGGAAAUGGCCCCUCUUGAAGCACAGCAUGAUGCGAUUGUAGAAGCAGGGAACAGAACGUAUGCUCCUAGCUGCAUUAAACCUAUAGUAGAUGGGGAAAAUAUUCCUUGGGUGGCGUUUGCUAAAAUCGUAGAAGCAGCUAACAGAAAAGUGAACCCAGAGUGUUGCCUUUAUUGCUAUGAAGUGUACACUUAUCAGAGUGACAGCAGCGACGAUGAUGAUGAAUAUGCGCCGAGCUCGGCAUAUGAGACAUCAUCUUCUGAAGAGGAAGAAGAGAAGCCGUUGACCCCGACACCAUCUCGUGCGGCUACGCCGGCACCCCCCCAGGAGACUGAGAAAUACGUUUGCGUGAAAGAUUCAUUCCCCGAUGUAUGGGAAGGACCCGUGGACUAUGCUCUUUUGGCCAUGCGUGUUCAAGAGGAAGUAAACCCUGAAUGUUGUUACAGAUGCGGUUUUGUACACAUGUUCAGAAAUGUGAACCCUGUACCGGAUACUAUGUCAAGAGGGUUAAAAGGCAUUGAUCUGUAUGACACCGUGAUAGAACUUGCCAGGCAUGGGUUUUAAGGUUGUGAAAAGACCCACCCUCCGGAAGAAAGACCAUACAGAGAAGGGAAACUGAAAAGGGAUGGGUGUGUGUGUGUGUGAAGCUUUUGCCUUUGUAUAAAGCACUCCGAAUAAAGAAACGAGUUUUCAUUGCUGUGAAGAAAACAGGCUGUGUGCGUCAUGUCUCUACCUCAAGAGCAUAUCUUGGAAUCUGUAUAUUUUAACCCUGGGGAAGU